Messenger RNA from Rhagoletis zephyria (snowberry fruit fly), 5031 nucleotides. It is a transcript of the gene Polr1A, whose product is annotated as RNA polymerase I subunit RpI1. Gene Ontology annotation, cellular component: RNA polymerase I complex. The record is from RefSeq and is a predicted model, not a curated record. NCBI's taxonomy places the organism in Eukaryota, Metazoa, Arthropoda, Insecta, Diptera, Tephritidae. Gene Ontology annotation, molecular function: DNA binding. Gene Ontology annotation, biological process: DNA-templated transcription.
AUGGGUACCCAAAAAACUUUGGAGAUCGACAUGUUUCCAGCAGAACUGGAAUUCGGUGUAUUUACUAGUGAUGAAAUCAAACGACUCAGCGUUGUCAAAAUUAUCACUGGCUUAACAUUCGACCCACUAGGACAUCCUCUGCCUGGCGGCUUGUACGAUAACUUAAUGGGCACUUACGGGCGUCGUAUGGAACCUUGCGGUACUUGUUAUAACAUACAAGCCUGUCCCGGCCACAUGGGAUACAUUGAGUUGAAUGCACUUGUUUUCAAUCCGUUUUUUAUUAAACUUGUGCAAAAAAUGUUGGGUAUUUUUUGCCUAAACUGUUUCAAGAUUCAAUUAAAAGAUCAUGUAUGUGAAGUGCUGACAUUGCAAUUACGUCUUCUAGAGGCGGGGUAUAUCGUGGAAGCGCAAGAGCUUGAAAUAUUCAAAUCGGAGGUCGUCUGUCAAAAUGAAGAGAAUUUGGUGAAACAAGAAGGUGGCGAUUAUGUGCAUCCACAUAUAGCCGCUAUGUUCGAACUUUUAAAGAAAGGAGAAUCAAACGCUUCUAAUAACACGAAAACUUCGUGUGCAGUUCGAUCAGCCAUAGUACAUGCAGCGCUUCAACGUGUUACUUUGAAGAAAUGUAUGCAUUGUCAAAAGCCCUUGCGGAAUAUUCGUUACCUGUAUCGAAAACUAGUUUACUAUGUUACUGCGGCAGAGAUGAAUAGUUCCAUGCCCGAAGCAAAACAGACCACUGGGCAAAAUAAGUCUAUUUUCGCUGAUGAAUGUCGCAAAAUUUUGAGACAAAUUUACGUCAAUUACCCGGACUUAUUAAACCUUUUGUUUCCGCUUUUAAAGCAAAAUGCUAGUAGAAGUGAUUGCCCAGUUGAUAUAUUUUUCAUGGAUACUGUACCAGUUAUACCGCCGAAAGCGCGUCCGCCAAAUAUAUUGCAUGAUCAUAUUGUUGAACAUCCACAAACUGCAAUUUACAGGGCUAUAAUUGAAAAUAAUGCCGUAUUGCGUGUAGUUAUGAAGCAUCUUAAAGGUUUACGCGAUGAGCUCUCAGAAGAAGCCCAACGUGUUUACGAAACUACACGAGGGAAAUCGUCUUAUGAAAAACUGUAUAAUGCUUGGCAAACUUUGCAAACAUCUGUUGACAUGUUGUUAGAUAUAACCGCCAGCAGAGAUGCUCCCUCUAAUCAAGGUCUGAAGCAAGUCUUGGAAAAGAAGGAGGGCCUCAUACGUAAGCAUAUGAUGGGCAAGCGUGUUAACUAUGCGGCAAGAACUGUCAUAACGCCCGACCCAAAUAUUAACGUUGAGGAAGUGGGUAUACCAGAUAUUUUCGCACGAAAACUCAGUUAUCCAGUGCCGGUGACACCAUGGAACGUUGCAGAGUUGCGUAAAAUGGUGAUGAAUGGGCCGGAUAUUCACCCUGGUGCCAACUAUAUACAAGACGAAAAAGGUUAUACCACACUUAUACCAGCUGAUAAUGCUGCCAAGCGUGAAAGCAUGGCAAAAUUACUUUUCAAUUAUCCUGAAAAUGGUAUCAAGGUUGUGCAUCGUCAUGUCAUAAAUGGAGAUGUACUUCUGCUCAAUCGUCAACCGUCACUCCAUCGACCAUCCAUAAUGGCUCAUAAGGCACGCAUACUGCCUGGUGAAAAGACAUUUCGACUUCAUUACUCAAACUGCAAGGCAUACAAUGCCGAUUUCGAUGGUGAUGAAAUGAAUGCACACUUUCCACAAAGCGAAGUGGCAAGAGCGGAGGCUUAUAAUUUGGUAAAUGUGGCAAGCAACUAUUUGGUGCCUAAAGACGGUACACCCCUAGGAGGUUUAAUUCAGGAUCAUGUUAUUUCGGGCGUAAAAUUAUCUAUAAGGGGACGUUUUUUUAAUCGCGAAGACUAUCAACAGCUGGUAUACCAGGGCCUUUCGCAUUUACGUGAAAAUAUAAAAUUAUUGCCUCCAACCAUUUUAAAACCGACCGUGUUGUGGUCUGGAAAACAGAUUCUUUCAACUAUUAUCAUAAAUUUGAUACCAGAGGGAUAUGCGCGUAUAAACUUGCAUACGCAAGCUAAAAUUAAUUCAAAGACUUGGAUUGUGUCGCAACCGCAUGAAGCUGCCUGCUCUCCUGUUGGUGGCAGUGAUUUGUGUGAAAGUAAUGUUAUAAUUCAUAAGGGAGAGCUGCUGACUGGAGUUUUAGACAAGCAACAGUAUGGUGCAACCACUUAUGGUUUAAUCCAUUGCAUGUAUGAGCUAUAUGGUGGCGAAGUAUCCACACGUAUGCUAACGUCUUUUACUAAAGUUUUUACAUCAUUUUUACAACGCGAAGGAUUCACGCUAGGCGUACAGGAUAUUCUUGUUACAGCUGAAGCAGACACGCAAAGGCGUCAUAUCGUCAAAGAAUGCCGCGAAAUUGGCGAUUCAGCCGUUGCUGCUGCAUUAGAUUUGGAUGAAAUACCCUCGCUUGAUAUGCUUAUUCAAAAAAUGGAGGAGGCAUAUGCAAAAGAUCCCAAAUUUCGAGUAAUCUUAGAUCGUAAGUACAAGUCAUUGUUAGAUGGUUUUACUAACGAUAUAAAUCGUACCUGCUUGCCCAAUGGUUUGAUAUCGAAAUUCCCACAAAAUAAUUUGCAAUUAAUGGUGUUAUCUGGCGCGAAGGGUUCCAUGGUGAAUACUAUGCAAAUUUCAUGCUUACUGGGGCAAAUUGAAUUGGAAGGCAAACGCCCACCUCUAAUGAUUUCUGGAAAAUCACUACCAAGUUUCACAUCCUUCGAAACAUCACCAAAAUCGGGUGGCUUCAUUGAUGGCCGUUUUAUGACCGGCAUCCAGCCGCAAGACUUCUUCUUUCAUUGCAUGGCUGGGCGCGAAGGUCUUAUCGACACUGCUGUGAAAACUUCACGUUCAGGCUACUUGCAACGAUGUCUUAUAAAGCAUCUUGAAGGUCUCACAGUUGGUUACGAUAUGACAGUGCGUGAUAGUGAUAACAGUGUCGUACAGUAUUUGUAUGGCGAAGAUGGGCUAGAUAUACUGAAGUCGAAAUUUUUCAAUACAAAUUUCUGUAUGCAAUUCUUGGCUCUUAAUUACUCCGCAAUAAUACAUACAAACGAGUUGACAAGUUUCAAAGAUGAGCACACGCUUAUGAAAAUCUCCAGACAUGUGAAGAAGAUACGAAAAUGGCAAAGACAGCAUAAUGAUAGGCAUGGUUUAGAAGAACCGAAGAGAAGACUCUCGGCAUUCUCCGCCUUUUCAACAGAUGUGCAAGCGAAAGGCAACUUAAAUGAGGUAAAUGGUAAAACGGGCCGUAGUUUUAGAGAUGAAUAUAAACAGAAGCUGUGGAGAAAAGCUGAUACAGAAACGAAAGAGCAUUACAAAAGGUUAAAUGUGCAUUGUCCUGAUCCCACAACUGCUUUAUACAGACAGGAUAGCUAUUAUGGCAGUGUUUCCGAACGAUUGGAGAAAGUAGUAGAGGACUAUAUGAAGAAAUAUCCAAAUAGUAAAGCUGGAAUUGAUGAUAUAAUGCAUUUAAAAAAUCUUAAGGCAUUAGUCUCGCCGGGCGAACCCGUUGGUCUCUUGGCCGCCCAAUCAAUUGGUGAACCUUCUACUCAGAUGACACUGAAUACUUUCCAUUUUGCUGGUCGUGGUGAGAUGAACGUCACGCUGGGUAUACCACGCUUGCGUGAAAUUUUAAUGUUGGCAUCAGCAAAUAUCAAAACGCCAUCAAUGGAUAUUCCAAUAAAGAUGAGUCUUGCGAAGAAUGCCGAUAAGUUACGCAUCAAGCUGAAUCGGGUAACGCUUGCGGACAUAUUGCAGUAUGUUAAUGUGAAAAUUAAGCUAGUUCUGAAGCCUGAACGCGCAUAUCAAUAUAAGCUGAAAUUCCAAUUUCUGCCGCGCGAAGCCUAUCAGGACGAUUUCUGCGUGCGUCCCAAAAAGGUACUGAAAUAUAUGAGCGAGGUUUUUUUCAAGCUGCUGUUUCGCGCUGUUAUAAAGUCUUCAAAGGGCAAAGCUUCUAUUAUUGAUAUUAACGAUGGAAAAGGAAACGGCAACAAGGAGAGCGACGACAAGGAUUUAGACGAAGAUGAAACAGGAAAUGAUCUGAAUGGCGAAUUGAAAAACGGAAAGUCAUCGAAUUCGGCAGAUGUAGAUUCCUCUGACGACGAAAAUAAUGACGAUGAUGACGCCACUGGCAGAAAAUUCAAAUCGCGCAAAGAAGAUGAAAAUGAAUAUGAUGAUCCUGAAGAUGUGGAAGAAAUCAAAGAUGCUAACGAUGAUGAUGAGUUGGCAGGGGCUGAAGACGACGUCGAAGAGGUUGCGGUCACGGCUGACACAGAUGACGCUAUGGUCGAGAGUGUAUUGAACAAUGCAAUGGUGCGAGAAUAUUCCUACGAUAAGGAAAGACAUCAAUGGUGCAAGCUAACCUUUAAUCUAUCCAUGAUAUACAAGAAGCCAGAUAUUUCAUCCACCAUACGUGAAUUAGCAGGCAAAUGUGUUGUGCACCAAGUACAGAAUAUAAAACGCGCUAUUAUUUAUAAAGGUGACAAAAAUGCCCACCUACUCAAAACAGACGGGAUUAAUAUUGUCGAAAUGUUCAAACACAAAGAAAUUUUAGACUUGAACCGCCUUUAUACCAAUGAUAUACAUGCCAUAGCAAAGACUUAUGGCAUCGAGGCAGCGGCGCAAGUUAUAAUUAAGGAAGUAACAAAUGUUUUCAAAGUGUACGGAAUUACUGUUGAUAGACGUCAUCUCUCCUUAAUUGCCGAUUAUAUGACUUUUGAUGGUACUUUCCAACCACUUUCCCGAAAGGGCAUGGAACAUUCAUCUUCACCUUUGCAACAAAUGUCCUUUGAAUCUUGCUUACAAUUUCUGAAAAAUGCGUCCGGAAGUGGUCGGGUAGAUGAGCUUAGUUCACCAUCAAGUCGGUUAAUGGUUGGACUACCAGUACGAAAUGGCACAGGUGCCUUCGAAUUGUUGACGAAAAUUUGUUAAUACCACAAUAAAACAGUUUUUUUUUCUAAAAGUGCACAUAAUUCGCUUUUAGUUAAAUUGUUAAAUACUUUGAUA